Messenger RNA from Megalobrama amblycephala (Wuchang bream), 3288 nucleotides. RefSeq lists its product as uncharacterized. The coding region runs from base 5 to 1330 and encodes 441 amino acids. NCBI's taxonomy places the organism in Eukaryota, Metazoa, Chordata, Actinopteri, Cypriniformes, Xenocyprididae. The transcript has 7 exons. The record is from RefSeq and is a predicted model, not a curated record.
GUCGAUGCAAACAGCAGAUAGCAGUAAUGCUUUACUAAAGUUUCAGAUCCAGUGUGAAGAAGAAGAAGAGGAAGAGGAAAACAGAAGAAAUGAAGAAGCAAGAAGAAGAAGCAGGAAGAAGAAGAAGCAGGAAGAAGAAGAAGCAGGAAGAAGAAGCAGGAAGAAGAAGAAGCAAGAAGAAGAAGAAGCACGAAGAAGAAGCACUCUCCCGCCGCCAUUACUAUUUGUUUCUCUCAGUCUUUCAGCAGGUUUUGUUUAUAAAUGUCGUCAGUCGGAUGGAUGUGGCUCAGUAUUAAUAGAGAAAUCAGAUUUAGUUGGAAUCUACAACAAUAUGAAGAACUAUUCAGAAAUCUCCGUGUUUUUAUUAAUAUUCUGUGUGUUUGGAGCUGAUGGAGAUGAAGAUGAAAUGAAGAGAGUGAUGGAGGGAGAUUCUGUCACUCUAGACACUGAUUUAAGAGAAGAAUUUAUUCUAAUAACGUGGUGGUUUAGAUAUUCAAACUCAAUCAUUGCUGAAACUGAUGGAUAUGAGAUCUCAUAUCCUGAAGAUGAGAGAUUCAGAGGCAGACUGAAGCUGAAUCAUCAGACUGGAUCUCUGACCAUCAACUACAUGAGAAUCACAGACUCUGGAGUUUAUGAACUAGAGAUCGAUCACAACAGUGGGACCUCAAAUAAGACAUACAGUGUUACUGUCCAUGUGUUUGGAGCUGAUGAAGAUGGAGUGAAGAGAGAGUCAGUGAUGGAGGGAGAUUCUGUCACUCUAGGCCCUCGUUUAAGAGAGAAAUUUAAUCUUAUAAAGUGGAGGUUUGGAGUUUCAGGCUCAAUCAUUGCUGAAACUGAUGGAAAUAAGAUCUCAUAUACUAAUGAUGAGAGAUUCAGAGACAGACUGAGUCUGAAUAAUCAGACUGGAUCUCUGACCAUCAACAACAUGAGAAUCACAGACACUGGAAUUUAUCAUCUACAGAUCGAUCACAACAGUGGGACCUCAAAUCAGAUAUUCAGUGUUACAUGUGUUCCAGCUCUGUCUCCAGUUUAUGUAGCAGCAAUAGUUGUUGUCGGUCUGCUGGUGUUAUCUGCUGCUGCAGUUUCUGCUGUUUUAUACUAUCACCAUAUUUUCUCUGAACUAGAAAGGCAAAACCCUGUGACAGAUAAAAAGAAACGGAAACUGCUUCAUCAGACUAGAUCUCAGAAAUCCACAGAUUCUGGAUAUUCAGAUCUACAGAUCAAACCCUGCAGCGAAGGUUCCAGAGGAAAAAAUGCAAAUAAGACGUCAGAGAUUCCACUGUUGAGUAAAGAAGAUCCGGACAGAGCAAGAGUUCAGCCCACAACUUAGUGGAUCAUGAAAACAUUGUUAAUGGCACUAUGGAGCCAUGUGAUUUAAACUGUUUUAAUAGGUUUAACAUUACAUAUCAGCUCGGAAAAUACAGUAAUUUGAUUAGAAACACCAGUUACUAUCCUUUAAGUCAGCCGUGACUUCCACAUUCAGGAAAAGGUCUUUAUCACUGGAGUCUGAGUCAAGUCUGGAUUCUUUUGUCACCAAUCCGAGUCGAGUCUCAAGUCAUUUAAAACAUAAAGUUUUCAUACUCAAAUCCUAUUUUUAUCCUAGUUGUAUUAUAUAGACAAAAUAAUAUGAUCUUUCAUCGGUUUUGUUUGUAAUAAUGAAGGUCCUAAAAUGUAAGGGAUAAUGUAAAUCCAAUUUAUUACUUUAUAAUCCAUUACAAUAUAUAAUCCAGUAAAAACUAUCAUCCAGCCAUUUCAAUGCAGUCGCUUAUUGGACAUAAGAUGGCGCCAGUGAGUCACGGUUUAUGCUGCUUUAUUGACGACAGUCAUCAGAAAAAUAUAUGUGACGCAGAUAUUAUAAAACCAUUCAAAUAAAACGCAAAUUCUUUAUUAUAUCAGUAGUUAAUGAUAAAAGACUUUAUUUGUUUUUAAAAUAUUCAUGACUCCUUUGUGCCGGGUCGAGUCUGAAGUCUUAUAAAGCAGAACUAAGCAAGAUUUGCGAAGCUCCCCCUACAGGUUCCUUCAGUGAAUCACACUGUCGUAAAUACUCCAAAAGCAGCUCUGGACUACAGCGACUACAACGCUCACCAGUGCAGUACACUGUCAAUGUAAAUCUUUCAAAAGGAAAUGAAUACUCAAUUUGGACAACAGUCAGGAGCAACGCAUGCCUUAGCAUUAGCUUUGAAAUCUUGCAUUGGUUUAAAGUGAAGCCAGUCGCUGAUGCAAUGUAAACAAUAUUCUGGGAAUUUACUAUACUAUUAAACUACCGGUUGAAAUGCAGUUGUCUCACAUAAAGCCCGUACAUGACAAAUAGAGAAACACUCAUCAAUCCCACGACUUGGUAACAUAGCGGGCGAAUUAGCAUGCUUGCAUCUCUGCGAGCCGAUAAGCUAAGUACAUGACAUAACAGUGGCUAUAUCUCAAAGGACAUGAAAUAACAAUAGAUCUAAUGGAAAUAUUAAGAAAAUAAAGUUGUUUGGCAAGGUUACUUACAAGUUCAACAACAUUAAAGCCACGUCAGAAUCGGUUUGAAGUUCUUCGCUCUGUUUCAGUUGACACCAUUCCAUAAAAGCUGGUCCAAGGUUGACUCGAGAAUGAGCUCUCUCUCGGUCUAGUUGACGUUUUCUCUUCCUAGAAUCUUCAGACAAUGGUUUCCUCUGUUUUUUUUAGUGGCUCCGCUAUGACUGAUGAUGACAUAAAUGUCAUUUUGGUGUGAUCGAAGUGAGAUCAUACUGUGUGAGGUCGCUAUGUGUAUAUUGAAUUACCGUAAAGCAUUUUGUCACUCUCGCGUGAACGUGAACACGAGGCGAGAUUGUUUCGGGUCGGCGCAGCUCAACUUGCAAGUGCUGUUUUCUGGCAUAGACGUGCCAGAGGGGGUUAGUGCUCUCCUCAAACACACCAAUACAAGUCAAUUAACCAUCGUAAGGACUUUGAAAACUAUUCAUGAAGGUAAAAAAAGUUACUUAGUUCUGCUUUAAGGCCCGGGACACACUAGAUGAUGUUAAAUCUGUGGGAGAUCACAGACAUAAUGAGAGUUUCUGCCAUGCGCACAUCUAUUAUUGGAACAGUAUUUUUGAUUAAGUAGUCAUUUGUUUGGUCACUCCCUCAGACAUUUUUUCUUAACAAAUAAAGUAAUAUCUUAUAAAAUUAUUUACAGAUUUUAUUCUGUCAAGCAUUUUUAUUUGUGGAAAUUUAAAAGAAACAUUGAAACAUCCUGCUCUUUUUGUGAAGUUUCUUCUGAAACUGUAGGUCAUUUGUUUUGAGAGUAAUGCACUGAUUGUCCAAAAUGUA